AUGGGAGACAUGGGAGAUCCACCAAAAAAAAAACGUCUGAUUUCCCUAUGUGUUGGUUGCGGCAAUCAAAUUCACGAUCAGUAUAUUCUGAGGGUUUCUCCGGAUUUGGAAUGGCAUGCGGCAUGUUUGAAAUGUGCGGAGUGUAAUCAGUAUUUGGACGAGAGCUGUACGUGCUUUGUUAGAGAUGGGAAAACCUACUGUAAAAGAGAUUAUAUCAGGUUGUACGGGAUCAAAUGCGCCAAGUGCAGCAUCGGCUUCAGCAAGAACGACUUCGUGAUGCGCGCCCGCUCCAAGGUGUACCACAUCGAGUGUUUCCGCUGCGUGGCCUGCAGCCGCCAGCUCAUCCCCGGGGACGAGUUCGCGCUGCGGGAGGACGGGCUCUUCUGCCGCGCGGAUCACGACGUGGUGGAGAGGGCCAGCCUGGGCGCCGGCGACCCGCUCAGCCCCCUGCACCCGGCGCGGCCGCUGCAAAUGGCAGCCGAGCCCAUCUCCGCCCGGCAGCCGGCCCUGCGGCCCCACGUCCACAAGCAGCCAGAGAAGACCACCCGCGUGCGGACUGUGCUGAACGAGAAGCAGCUGCACACCUUGCGGACCUGCUACGCCGCCAACCCCCGGCCCGACGCGCUCAUGAAGGAGCAACUGGUGGAGAUGACCGGCCUCAGUCCCCGCGUGAUCCGGGUCUGGUUUCAGAACAAGCGGUGCAAGGACAAGAAGCGGAGCAUCAUGAUGAAGCAGCUCCAGCAGCAGCAGCCCAAUGACAAAACUAAUAUCCAGGGGAUGACAGGAACUCCCAUGGUGGCCGCCAGUCCAGAGAGACACGAUGGUGGCUUACAGGCAAACCCAGUGGAGGUGCAAAGUUACCAGCCGCCUUGGAAAGUACUGAGUGACUUCGCCUUGCAGAGUGACAUAGAUCAGCCGGCUUUUCAGCAACUGGUCAAUUUUUCAGAAGGAGGACCGGGCUCUAAUUCCACUGGCAGUGAAGUAGCGUCGAUGUCCUCUCAGCUCCCAGAUACACCUAACAGCAUGGUAGCCAGUCCCAUUGAGGCAUGA
Molecule: messenger RNA, 1050 nt
Organism: Balaenoptera ricei (Rice's whale)
Lineage: Eukaryota; Metazoa; Chordata; Mammalia; Artiodactyla; Balaenopteridae
Gene: ISL1
Product: ISL LIM homeobox 1
Exons: 6
Coding region: 1-1050 (349 amino acids)
Biological process (GO): axonogenesis; neuron fate specification; positive regulation of transcription by RNA polymerase II
Cellular component (GO): nucleus
Molecular function (GO): DNA-binding transcription factor activity, RNA polymerase II-specific; cis-regulatory region sequence-specific DNA binding
Source: RefSeq, a predicted model, not a curated record